This is a messenger RNA of Aplosporella prunicola CBS 121167, 872 nucleotides long. RefSeq lists its product as uncharacterized. The transcript is spliced from 2 exons. The record is from RefSeq and is a predicted model, not a curated record. Bases 90 to 872 code for a protein of 260 amino acids. NCBI's taxonomy places the organism in Eukaryota, Fungi, Ascomycota, Dothideomycetes, Botryosphaeriales, Aplosporellaceae.
GGUAGCGUUAAUGAGCAGCUCGGUCAUGUCCACACGAAAAAAUCAAGAAGAACAAAGCCGCCACUUGAAAAGACAUUGAGCUUGAGGAAAUGGAAACGGUAAAACUGUAUAUGGGACAAACCCUCUUUGGUUUCCGCUACGAGCGUAUCGAAGGCAAAGGAAUCCCAGCAAAGAACACCGGAGUCCAAAACUUUUCGCACCCUCACGUUUAUCUCAGUUUGGCCGACAAGGCACGCUGGAAGUAUGCCUCUGAAGCACUCGAGUACGGACUACUAGAAGCCGGAUGGGGCGCUGAUGAGGUUUUCGUAAAGGGCCAAUAUAUCCGAAAUGGUGUGUACGAAGACCGAGGAGAUUCUCUUCAUGAUACUUUAUGCGAUCGGAACGUGAACUGGCCGUCAGAUAUCCAGCUCACUCGAAUCCGGACAGCAAAACAUAUUUCCUGGGCAUAUGCCGGCUUCGUUUUAGCUGGAACCGUUUACGGUGGCCUUCACCUCGUAGCCUGGAAUGCUCCAUUCGCUUCCUCAGUCGAAAAACUAUUGUGGCGCAGUUCAGGCCUUGUACUUGUCCUGUCUGGUCCUGUUUGUGCCCUCGUAUUUGUGGUACGAACUUGGUUCAAAGAUGGCGUGGAAGAAUGGAAGGACGAACCCUUACGUUACCACCGAGCUUUUUUUGUACGGGUGGUUGUAAUUGGCUUCCAAUCCUGGAUUUCCACCAGCUAUCAUCUGGCUACCUUCUUGCUUGUCCUGUCCGCCUUCUGCUACUUGACAGCGCGGGUGUAUCUGGUGGUUGAAUGCUUUAUCAAUAUGGCCCACCUACCUGAGGAUGUCUUCAAAGUCCCUACCUGGACCCAAUAUUUCCCACACAUUAUUUAG